This is a messenger RNA of Closterium sp. NIES-65, 699 nucleotides long. Lineage: Eukaryota; Viridiplantae; Streptophyta; Zygnematophyceae; Desmidiales; Closteriaceae. The record is from the annotation of a GenBank genome assembly.
AUGCUCCCAGACAAGAAAAUUCGAGGGGCGCCUCAAAGCGAUCUCCCAGACAAGGAGAUCCGAGGGGCGCCGCAGGGCGAUGUGAGGGUGAGCGUGGGGCGCAUAGUGGCAGACAUGCAGCUCAACCUCUCAGACACCAUGCCGUGUGUGCGCUGGUGCGACAAGUGUCAGAAUCUCAAGCCCCCACUGACACAUCACUGCCAUAUAUGUGAAAGAUGCGUGCUCAAAAUGGACCACCACUGUCCAUGGAUGCACAACUGCAUUGGCCUUCGCAACUACCGCUACUUCUUCCUCUUCUUGCUCUAUUUGUGGGUGGGUUGUGGCUAUUCAGUCACAGUCGCCACCAUGCUUAUAGCUGACCGCAAGAAGAUGGUCCAGCCGCUGCCAGGGGUGAUAUUCACCUUCGUGAUGGCACUGGCGGCAUUCAUAGCGAUAGCGCUGCUGCUGGCGUGGCACGUGUACCUGGUGGCGACAGCGCAGACCACCAUUGACUUUUAUGACUUUGUGCUGCGGCGCCGCGAGGCCAGACGAGCGGGAAGAGUGUGGGUGAACGAGUUUGACCUAGGCGUGUGCCGCAACUUCCAGGCAGUCUUUGACGUGUCGGGGCCGCUAUGGCCGCUGCUCAUGCUGCUGCCACGCACGGCUGUGCCUCGCGGUGACGGCAUUCACUUCCCCACCAUACACGACUUGCGCUCUUAG